UAGUUAUAUAGUCCUCAUAGUUAAUUAAUAAUUAGAUUAUGAUAAUCUGUUUUGUAACCAAAGCAACAUUAUAUAAAGUAGGUAAGCUAAAUAUAUUUAAUAAAUUUUUCGAAGUCCAUAAAAUAUGAUGUGUUCUAUUAGCACGUAUUUUAUAUUUAAAUUAAUGAUAAUAUUAUGAGACUUUAUUUUGGUUUAUUCAUAAUGUAUUAUGUCAAUAUCUUAGUUUUUUCUCAAAAUAUAGUACGCAAUGUUUCAAAUAUUUUCAAGCCACACAUGUUAAAUGGACAUUAUAUUGAAUGGCCGAAUAACAGAACGGAAGCCAAUUAUUUACACGACAAACGCUGUAUACCAAAAAAUAUCAUUUUCACCAGGUUCCAAAUUUGUGGAAAUCAAGUGAUUUUGGUUUCACCACGUUACAAGGAAGGUGUGCCAUUUACAUUGAGUCAAUUAAUGCUCUACGAUAAAGAUGAAUGUUACAACUAUGUGCGACCGUUCCCUAGCUUAGAGAAGAAUGCUGCAGACGACAAUAAAUCCAUUGUAAAUGCCAUAGACAUAUACAUGGGUCAAAAUGGUAUAGUUUGGGUAUUGGAUAUAGGAAUUAUAAAUACCUUAGAUGAAACUACAAAGACAGAAUCCGAUGCGAAAAUAUUGGGGAUUGACUAUGGAGAUGGACGUAUAGUACAUAGCAUACCGCUCAGACCGUUAAUAUGUCGUUCGCGCAGUCGACUACAAUACUUAGUUGUCGAAUAUGAUAAUGUAAACAAUGAUAAACCAAUAAUUUAUAUAGGAGACGGAGGUACUCGUUCAAUUAUUGUGUGGAAUGUUCAAGUUAACGAAGGCUACAGAGUAAAAUUGCCAUAUUCUGCGACUACAACAUGUACAGAUUUUUCUACGGAAGAUGUGUUUUACCUAGUCCUGAUUGAAAAUUUUAAUUCCAAUUACCUAUAUUUCACAUAUUUGUCGAGCACGGAUAUGUUUAAGGUACGCACCAAAGAUUUACAAAAACGAAUCAAUCCAAAAUGUAUAAUUGACGUUGGACGGAAACCUUGCAAAAUGGUAGUUUUAGGAGCUGCAUAUGGGUCAGUAAUGUAUUUUCGAAUAAAAGGAAUGAACCAUUUAUAUAGUUGGGACACAAAAGAAAGUUUUUUAGAAGAAAACAUGAAAAUGGUUAAGAAAAGUGUAGACUGUCGUACAAUAACACAUAUAGACGUUGACAAUGACGGUGUUCUGUGGAAGUUAGAGAGUAACCAUGAAGAUUACAUAGCUAACACGGUAGGGUGUUAUGGAGCUAGCAUAAUGCUCUCACCUAUAGUCGGGAAAUCCGUACCUCCGCAGCUGGAUCAAAAUUAAUCGGCCGAGUAAUAUUGCACAACUAUAAAAAUGCGGCACUUAAAAUAACUAUAACUAUAAAAUGAUUUACCUGCCCAAUGCAUUUGCUAAUUUACCACCAGCUACACCACCGAUAAUGCCACCAAUCAAGAAUACGGAAACUAGUAUAGACCAAAGGCCAUCAAGUUGAGCAGGUGAAAAUUGUACAUCAUAACGAUGCAUGAUCGUUUCAUUACACCAUUGUUUCAAUAUCUAUAAGUUACAUUUUUUUUUUGUCAUAGUCUGAUAAUUUUCGUAAUAUUUCAUUUAAUAUUAAACAUAAGAAUUUAAAUAAAAACUUUAAAAAUUCAGCUGAAGUUAAAUUAAACUUGGACACUUACUUCUGCAGGGGCAUUUACUACUC
Messenger RNA from Metopolophium dirhodum (rose-grain aphid), 1732 nucleotides. RefSeq lists its product as uncharacterized. The transcript has 4 exons. The record is from RefSeq and is a predicted model, not a curated record. Gene Ontology annotation, cellular component: extracellular region. The coding region runs from base 175 to 1350 and encodes 391 amino acids. Lineage: Eukaryota; Metazoa; Arthropoda; Insecta; Hemiptera; Aphididae.